Molecule: messenger RNA, 823 nt
Organism: Juglans microcarpa x Juglans regia
Lineage: Eukaryota; Viridiplantae; Streptophyta; Magnoliopsida; Fagales; Juglandaceae
Product: 40S ribosomal protein S14-3-like
Exons: 6
Coding region: 182-634 (150 amino acids)
Biological process (GO): ribosomal small subunit assembly; maturation of SSU-rRNA from tricistronic rRNA transcript (SSU-rRNA, 5.8S rRNA, LSU-rRNA); translation
Cellular component (GO): cytosolic small ribosomal subunit; ribosome
Molecular function (GO): small ribosomal subunit rRNA binding; mRNA 5'-UTR binding; structural constituent of ribosome
Source: RefSeq, a predicted model, not a curated record
UCUGUAAAUCCGAUCUCAAUUCACUUUCGUUCGAGCAAAACCCUACCCCGAUCCUCAUAUAAAUCUGACGCCGUCACACCGUCUCUUUUGCUACCAGUAGUUCAGAGGGUUUUCGCAGCCAAACGAAGUACCGGAGCAUCUUCAGAAACCCUAGAGUUCUCAAUUUCAUCACGACUAAGCCAUGUCGAGGAAGAAGACUAGGGAGCCAAAGGAAGAAAAUGUCACACUUGGACCCGCUGUAAGAGAAGGGGAACAUGUUUUUGGUGUCGCCCAUGUUUAUGCAUCAUUUAAUGAUACCUUCAUUCAUGUGACCGAUCUGUCAGGCAGAGAAACACUUGUUCGCAUUACUGGUGGGAUGAAGGUGAAGGCUGACAGAGACGAGUCUUCUCCAUAUGCUGCCAUGCUUGCAGCACAGGAUGUCGCUCAGAGAUGCAAGGAACUUGGCAUCACGGCUCUGCAUAUCAAGCUCCGUGCUACUGGUGGGAACAAGACAAAAACACCUGGUCCUGGGGCACAGUCUGCUCUCCGUGCUCUUGCUCGUUCUGGAAUGAAAAUUGGACGUAUAGAGGAUGUUACUCCAAUUCCUAGUGACAGCACCCGCAGAAAGGGUGGUAGAAGAGGAAGAAGGCUCUGAGUUUACUGUUCUUAUCCUGUCACAGCUGCCCUUGUUCUUGCACUCGUGGUUUCCAUCUGAAUUGGCAGACUUUUUAAUUUAGCGACAAUGCUACCUACCCAAUUUUGAAACUAUUUUGUAAUUCUAUAAAUACUGGAUUUUGCCAAAGAUUCAUUUUUAGGCUUAUUUGGAAACCUCUAUUAGACUUAA